Messenger RNA from Striga hermonthica, 636 nucleotides. The record is from the annotation of a GenBank genome assembly. Lineage: Eukaryota; Viridiplantae; Streptophyta; Magnoliopsida; Lamiales; Orobanchaceae.
AUGAUGAUGCCCGGCACAAGCUAUCCGCCGGCGGCGCAGAGCCACGGCCCGCCGCCAACGGCGAUCAUCAGCCCACAAUUUUGCGUGGGUUACCCGGUUGACUUGACCGUCGUGCGCAAGAUGUUGACGUUGUCGGAGGGGAAUUUCGGCGUGACGGAUGUCAACGGCAACCUAAUGUUCAAAGUCAAAGGCAAGCUGCUCAGCCUCCACGAAAAGCGAACCUUGCUCGAUGCUGCCGGAAACCCUAUCGUCACUUUCCGGCAGAAGAUGCUAUCCGCACGUAGUAGAUGGCAAGUGUUUAGAGGAGAGAGUACAGAUCCAAAGGACAUGCUUUUUAGUGUGAGAAGAUCUUCAUUCUUACAGCUAAAGACAAAACUCGACGUGUUCUUAGCUUCGAACGUGUCAGAGCAAGUUUGCGACUUUAGAGUCGAAGGCAACUGGUUCGAGUCCUCUUGCGUAAUAUACGCCGGAAAAUCCAACAACAUUGUUGCCCAGAUGAAGAGAAAUCACACUGCCCAAAGUCUUUUGCUAGGGAAAGAUAACUUUGGGGUGACCGUAUAUCCGAACGUCGAUUAUGCUUUUAUCAUUGCACUUAUCGUGCUUCUCGAAGAAAUCAACACGGAUGGUCUCGAGUAA